This is a messenger RNA of Vanessa tameamea, 1668 nucleotides long. RefSeq names its product poly(ADP-ribose) glycohydrolase. Gene Ontology annotation, biological process: regulation of DNA repair; nucleotide-sugar metabolic process; ATP generation from poly-ADP-D-ribose. The coding region runs from base 29 to 1570 and encodes 513 amino acids. Gene Ontology annotation, cellular component: cytoplasm; nucleus. The record is from RefSeq and is a predicted model, not a curated record. Gene Ontology annotation, molecular function: poly(ADP-ribose) glycohydrolase activity. The transcript has 10 exons. Lineage: Eukaryota; Metazoa; Arthropoda; Insecta; Lepidoptera; Nymphalidae.
AUUUUCAGGUACAUAGUCACAUUCAAUUAUGAGUUCUGAUAAGAUAUUAACCGAUGAUUUCUUCAAGUCAAUGUUUGGGGUACAUUCACCUUGGCUUUGUCGCGAGUUCCCAUCAGUAGCAGAAGGGGAAUCCCAUACUGUGUUAUACGAAAUACCCUCCGACGGAAAUUUUAAUGAAACUUUGAAACCGAAAAUUGGAGAAGACAAAUGGGAUCAAGACCAUGUUAAAUUGCCAUGUUCCGCCCAUAACGUGUAUGCUAUUGAAGAUAACGACGAGAAAGUUCUAAAGAAAUGGGAUUUGAUAAAAAGUGCCUUGUCCAAGCCAAUACAUAAUAGCCAAGAGUUCUUGGAUGCUGUUUUGACUUACCAGUCGGGAUUUAAAGAAAUAUGGAAAUUUAAGGCUCUACAUAAAUUUUUCAACGAGUAUUGGGACGAAGCGGAAAGUAAAAAGUUUUUCGAUAUAACUCUCCCUGAAGUUGUGAAAUUGGCGUUGUCACUACCCGACCUCAUAAAGUCGCCUAUACCACUUUUGAAACAAGGUGAGAACAAGUCGAUAUCGUUCACUCAACUUCAAUUAGCCAGUUUAUUUGCAAAUGCUUUCUUCUGCACGUUCCCUGAAAGAAAUAAUAAGAGAAGAGACUCCGAGUACAAGACAUAUCCGCCGGUUAAUUUCAACUCACUGUACGAUGGCGGUGGACCGAAAGUGAUGGAGAAAUUAAAAUGCAUCUGCCAUUACUUCGGAAGAAUAUACAAAGAUAAGCCAAAUGGAGUAGUAACAUUUUCCCGCCAUCAUAUACCAAUAGAUGAUUGUCCAGAUUGGAACAGCUGUUCUUCAAAGAUAUCCAAAACAAAAUUAUUUGUCGAUUCAGAUACACUUAUAGAGGACGCGUCUGGUUGCAUACAAGUGGACUUCGCUAACAAAUACAUCGGCGGUGGGGUUCUCCGUCGUGGUGCUGUACAAGAGGAAAUACGGUUUGUGUCCAACCCCGAACUCAUCGUGUCUCUUCUCUUCGCAGAAGUCAUGGCACCCACUGAGGCUAUUAUGAUUAUAGGUAGCGAACGGUUCAGCACUCACUCAGGUUACAGCAUGACCUUCAAAUGGUCUGGUGAUUAUAAAGAUGAAACUCCAAGAGACUCAUCAGGUCGAAGACGUUGUGCAAUACUUGCUUUGGAUGCUAAGAGGUUCCCGAAACCAGAAGAACAGUAUACCAAGGAGAUGGUGGACAGGGAACUUAAUAAGGCAUACACAGGAUUCUCAAUCCACACUACAAAGGAGGUUAUAAAUUUCCCUGGAGUAGCGACCGGCAACUGGGGCUGCGGGGCUUUCGGCGGUAACGCUCGUCUCAAGUCGUUGCUACAACUGAUAGCCUGUGUGGAAGCAGGCAGACCAAUGGCCUAUUAUACCUUCGGAGAUGUAGAACUGAGAGAUGAUAUCAACAUCAUUUAUAAUUUGCUAAUUGAAUAUGAGAUUACUGUGGGUGAACUGUAUAAAAAUAUUCUAGAAUACUGUCAAGCUGACGUCCCCAGAACAAACUUGUAUGAUUACUUAAAGGAGAAAGUAAAAAAAUAAUAUUUUUAAUCGAACAAAAUAUCAAGAUUGUGUACGGGAAAUUGCCUUUUGAUGUAUGCAUUUGAAUUUGUAGGAUUAAAUAAAGAUUUUUUAUUUUU